Messenger RNA from Phascolarctos cinereus (koala), 4960 nucleotides. RefSeq names its product kinesin family member 7 (gene KIF7). Gene Ontology annotation, cellular component: microtubule associated complex. Lineage: Eukaryota; Metazoa; Chordata; Mammalia; Diprotodontia; Phascolarctidae. Gene Ontology annotation, molecular function: microtubule binding; ATP binding; microtubule motor activity. The record is from RefSeq and is a predicted model, not a curated record. Gene Ontology annotation, biological process: spindle elongation; microtubule-based movement; mitotic spindle organization.
GGUGAGGGGAACGAGAUGACGGCAUCAGGUUGCGCCGAGGCGACCCCAGGUCCCAAAUUUGACCGGCUGGACUAAGGAAGGCUUGAGGGCCAGUCCGGGAGCAGGUGGGGUAGGCGCUGGAGGCCCAGAGCAGAAAGUUGAAGGGGAAUGGGGAGAGGAUGGUAGCUGCUUCUGCAUCUCUGCAGCUAGCUCUUGCAGCGUCCCGGGUCCAGGCUUUAAUGGGGCACUGGCAGCUGGUACGCUGAUUAGCGCCUUCGUCCUAUCCUGGUGGGGCUGCCCGCAGAGCCUCCUCCUGGCGCCCGGAACUGCCCCUGGGAGUGGAGGGGACACGUUGGCUGUGAAGGACUGGACUAGCGGGGCCAGCGAGGGAGCUUUUCUUUCCUCCCCGCAGUCCUGGGCUGGUCCUGGCCCUGGCCUGGACGGGUGGAGCGGAGCGGCCCCAGAACCCUCCUACUGGUUUGUAAAAGUUGGGGAAACUUCAGAACUGCACGGUGGUGAGGAAGCAGCCAGAGAGUCGGAGCCGGGCUGCGGAUCUAGACGAGCCCACGCGGCAGGCGCACUUGAGGUCUGAAGUCCUCUGGUGAGCUGUGGAAGGUCCUAACUAUGGGACUGGAAGCCCCAGUUCCACCUAAGGCAGAGGAGACACCUGUGAGAGUGGCUCUUCGUGUCAGGCCCCUUUUGCCCAAAGAACUACUACAUGGACAUCAGAGCUGCCUGCAGGUGGAACCAGAGGAAUGUCGGGUCAUCCUGGGCCGAAACCGGUCCUUCGAUUUCGAUGUGGUGUUUGCAGAGAUGUCGACUCAGGAAGUGGUGUACCAGACCUGUGUGCAGCCCCUUCUAGAGGCUUUCUUCGAGGGUUUCAAUGUGACUGUAUUUGCCUAUGGUCAGACUGGUUCAGGGAAGACUUACACCAUAGGGGAAGCUAGUGUUGCUUCCCUCCAUGAGGAUGAACAGGGCAUCAUACCUCGGGCCAUGGCAGAAGCCUUCAAGCUCAUUGACGAGAAUGACCUACUGGACUACACUGUGCGUGUGUCCUACCUGGAGGUGUACAAGGAGGAGUUCCGAGACCUGCUGGAGGUGGGAACAGCCAGCAGAGACAUCCAGCUACGAGAGGAUGACAAAGGAAAUGUUGUACUGUGUGGUGUCAAGGAGGUAGAAGUGGAGGGUCUGGAUGAGGUGCUGAGCCUGUUGGAGGUGGGCAAUGCAGCUCGGCAUACGGGGGCCACUCACAUCAACCGGCUGUCCAGCCGUUCCCACACCAUCUUCACGGUGACCAUGGAGCAGCGCCGAGGUGCUGGCCGCCUGCCUCGCCUUCCCUCCAUGGGUCCCAUCUCUGGCCAACUUCUCUCCUCCAAAUUCCACUUUGUGGACCUAGCAGGUUCUGAGAGGGUACUGAAAACAGGCAACACUGGCGAGAGGCUAAAGGAGAGUAUUCAGAUCAAUAGCAGCCUGCUGGCACUGGGCAAUGUCAUCAGUGCCCUGGGUGACCCUCACCGCAAGGGCAGCCAUAUCCCUUAUCGGGACUCCAAAAUCACCAGGAUCUUGAAAGACUCUUUGGGCGGAAAUGCCAAGACAGUGAUGAUUGCCUGUAUCAGCCCUUCUUCUUCAGAUUUCGAUGAGACCCUCAAUACCCUGAACUAUGCCAGCCGGGCCCAGAACAUCCGCAAUUGUGCCAGGGUCAACUGUCGACGGGAACCAGAACAUGUAGAAGAGCUGCAGCUGCAGAUCCGAAGUCUCCAGCGGGCCCUAGAGCAGCGGCACCGCUCAGAAACUCGCAUCAUCCACAGGCCUGAACCUGUACACCGCCAGCAUCGUGCUCCAGAACUGUCUGCUCGCCUUGUGGCAGAGUGUGCCCGCUACCGGGCUUGCACCGAUGCAGCCUACCACCUCUUGCUGGAGCUGCGAGGAGAAGCAGGGUUGCCUGAAGAGAUGACCCAGAGAGUUCGGGAAUGGCUUUGUACUGUGGAGGGUGAACGCAGUGCCCUAAGCUCUGCCUCAGGACCUGACAGUGGCAUUGAGAGUGCCUCAGCCAAUGACCAGUGCCCCCGGGUACUUGGGGCAAAACCAUCCAAGGCUCAGGGACACGAAGGAGGUGGGGAACAACAGCUGCUGAGCCUGCAGAGCCAAGUAGCCCGCCUGGAGGAGGAGAACAAAGAUUUUCUGGCUGCCUUGGAAGAUGCCAUGGAACAAUACAAGCUGCAGAGUGACCGGCUCCAAGAACAGCAAGAUGAGAUUGUGCAGCUUCAGCUGCGGCUAGAAAUGACCAGACCUGGCUGGGGACCCACAGAAUUAUUGCAGGGCCUUUCUUUGGGGGACCACACCCUUCGGCCCCAUACAGCCCCUCUGGAGGCAGCUCGAUCUCAUGCUCUUGGCAUAUCUCCAACCCCCUUAUGUCUUGAAAAUGGGAGAGCCCAAAAGGGAGAGCUGAUUAACAGAAAAGAAGACAGGGAUAAAGGAGUGGAAGCAGCAAGGCCUGGAGGUCAUUCCUCUUCACCCUCAGAGGAAGAAGAAGAAGAAGAACCCAAAAGGUCUUUGCAUCUUCGAAGAAAUGGCAUUGGAAGUUGGAGCAAGAAGGAAGCUGCUGUCCAGUGGCAUGGAGAACCUCAUGGAGAGAAUAAAGGCUUGGAACUUCACCUAGAGGAGCUAGACACUGCUGCCCACAUGGCCAGAGCAGCUGGCAGGAGAAAGGAACCAGCGGAUUGUGGACAAGGCCCCUCUGUCAAGGCCUCAGAGUGGCGUCUGGCACAGGCCCAGCAGAAGAUCCGGGAGCUGGCCAUUAACAUUCGUAUGAAGGAAGAACUGAUCGGAGAGCUAAUCCGAACAGGGAAGGCAGCCCAGGCCAUGAAUCGGCAGCAUUGCCAGAGAAUUGGGGAGCUGGAAAGAGAAGCUGACCAGGUGCGAGCAGAGCUGAAUGAGGGCCAAAGGCAGCUUCGGGAGCUGGAGGGAAAGGAACCCCAGGACCCUGGGGAGAGAUCCCGGCUGCAGGAAUUCCGCAAGAGGGUUGCUGCUGCCCAAAGCCAAGUACAGGUCCUGAAGGAGAAAAAGCAGGCCACGGAGCGUCUAGUGUCACUGUCAGCACAGAGUGAGAAGCGAGUACGGGAACUGGAGAGGAACGUGCAACUCAUGCGUCAGCAACAAGGGCAGCUGCAGAGGCGGCUUCGGGAGGAGACGGAGCAGAAGAGGCGUCUGGAGACAGAGAUGCAGAAGAGGCAGCACCGGGUCAAGGAGCUGGAGCUCAAGCAUGAACAACAGCAGAAGAUCUUGAAGAUCAAGACAGAAGAGAUUGCAGCCUUCCAGAGGAAGAGGAGGAGUGGCAGCAAUGGCUCCGUGGUCAGUCUGGAGCAGCAGCAGAAGAUUGAGGAACAAAAGAAAUGGCUGGACCUGGAAAUGGAGAAGGUCCUGCAGCAGCGGAGGGCUCUGGAAGAGCUGGGGGAAGAACUGUGCAAACGGGAGACUAUUCUGGCUAAGAAGGAAGCUCUGAUGCUGGAGAAAACUGGGCUGGAGAGCAAGAGACUUCGCUCGAGUCAGGCACUCAAUGAGGACAUUGUGCGAGUAUCAAGUCGAUUAGAACAUUUGGAAAAGGAACUGUCUGAGAAAAGUGGGCAGCUCCGGCAGGGCAGUGCCCACAGCCAGCAACAGAUACGUGUAGAGAUUGAUAACCUGCGACAAGAAAAGGACCUGCUGCUCAAACAGCGACUAGAGAUUGAUAGUAAACUGAGGCAGGGCAACCUGCUAUCCCCAGAGGAAGAAAGAACUCUAUUCCAGCUGGAUGAGGCUAUUGAAGCUCUAGAUGCAGCCAUUGAAUAUAAGAAUGAAGCUAUUACAUGUCGUCAGCGGGUGCUACGAGCCUCAGCCACCAUGUUGUCUCAAUGUGAGAUGAACCUCAUGGCCAAACUCAGCUACCUUUCUUCCUCAGAGACCCGGGCUUUGCUAUGCAAGUAUUUUGACAAGGUGGUAACACUUCGGGAAGAACAGCACCAGCAGCAAAUCGCCUUCUCAGAACUUGAAAUGCAAUUAGAGGAACAGCAGAGAUUGGUGUACUGGCUGGAGGUAGCGGUGGAACGACAGCGACUAGAGAUGGACCGCCAGCUGACCCUGCAGCAGAAAGAGCAUGAGCAGAACAUCCAACUCUUGCUCCAGCAGAGCCGAGAGCAGCUGGGUGAAGGACUUGCAGGCAGCAAGAGGCAGUAUGAAAACAGGAUCCAAGCUCUGGAGAAAGAACUAGGCCGAUACAUGUGGACAAAUCAGGAAUUGAAGCAGAGACUUAAUAACUUGAAUUCCACAGGACAGAGCAAAGGUGGGGAGAAGCGGACUAUGUGCAUUGAGAACAGACCGUCCUUUGCAGCUGGAAUGGAAGAGGAGACUGGUGCAGCCUCUGAGCAGCUCUGGCAGGCAUCACUUGGUGAGGCAAAUCCUAAAGCCAGGGAAGAGAUUCGAGACUUAGUGCGUGCACCAUUACCAUUGACAUGGAAGCGCUCAUCCCUGUCUGGUGACGAGCAGGGCUGCUUAGAGGAGCUCAGGCAGCGAGAAGUAUCUGAACCUCUUCUUGGAAGGAUGUUGCCUAUGAGUGAACCACUUCUGCCACGGAGCCUGGGUCCCUUGCCCAAAUCAAGACGAGAGUUACGAAGAGCCAGUCAAGGGAUGAUUGAUGUUAGGAAAAACCCAAUAUAGACAGAAAUCCCAAGGCCUGCCUCAAAGGUUGGGAUCUGGACGUGAAUGGUGUUGCUCCAGUGGACAGAACUAUGAUAUUCAAAGAUCAGUAAAUUUGUGGUCUAUUGAAGGAUGCUAAUGCUCAAAAGUACACAUCUACUGGAAGCUGAUACCACCAGCCUGUGUGUUUUCAGUGAUCUACAACAUAUACAGCUGGGAUUGAGGACCUUGUAAAUGUAUUUUAAAAGUAUGUUUAUUAUCAUUUUGUAAUAAAUAAGCUUUAAGGUGAGUUUUAAGAACCAAGAAAUGA